AUGUUUCGGAUAUUUUUUAUUUUACUGGUAGUUUCUACUGGUGAUUGUAUUGUUAUCGGUAAAAUAGAUAAUAAUAUAUUGAUUGGUAAUAUAUCUAAAUCAUUAUGGAAUAUAACGGAAAGUCAAUGUAUAUGUGAAAUGACAAAUUCAAAUGGAACAAUAUCGACAUUAAAUUACUUCUCAACAAAUCAAACUUGUCAAUUAUUUUAUACAAAUUCUACUUCGAUCUUCAUUGAAUUUAAUCUCAAUUCUUCUUUGAUAUUUAUAAAUCAAUCAGCAAUAUUCAUAGCACAAAAACCAACUACGACAUCAACAACAACAUCAACAACAACAACAUCAACACCAACAGCAAUACAGCAAUGGACAACAACAGGAAACAUGAGUGUCGAAAGAUGUAGUCACACAGCAUCCACAUUAACAAAUGGAUUAGUAUUAGUUGCUGGUGGAGAGAAUAGCAAUGCUGUUCUCAAUAGUGCUGAGUUGUACAAUCUAUCAACAGGCACUUGGACAACCACAGGAAACAUGAGUGUCGCACGAUAUUGGCACACAGCAUCCACAUUAGCAAAUGGAUUAGUAUUAGUUGCUGGUGGUAAUGGCAAUAGUGCUGAAUUGUACAAUCCAUCAACAGGUACUUGGACAACUACAGGAAGCAUGCGUGUCGCACGAGAACUUCACACAGCAUCCACAUUAGCAAAUGGAUUAGUAUUAGUUGCUGGUGGAGAGAACGGUGCUUUUCUCAAUAGUUCUGAGUUGUACAAUCUAUCAUCAGGUACUUGGACAACUACAGGAAGCAUGAAUGUCGCACGACAAUAUCACACAGCAUCCACAUUAGCAAAUGGAUUAGUAUUAGUUGCUGGUGGAGAGAAUAGCAAUGCUGUUCUCAAUAGUGCUGAAUUGUACGAUCCAUCAGCAGGUACUUGGACAACUACAGGAAGCAUGAAUUUUGCUCGAUUUUUGCACACAGAAUCCACAUUAGCAAAUGGGUAUGUAUUAGUUACUGGUGGACACAACAGUAGUGGUUAUCUCAAUAGUGCUGAGUUGUACAAUCCAUCAACAGGUACUUGGACAACCACAGGAAGCAUGAGUGUCGCACGAUAUUGGAACACAGCAUCUACAUUAGCAAAUGGAUUAGUAUUAGUUGUUAGUGGAUACAACGGUGGUAGUUGUCUCAAUAGUGCUGAAUUGUACGAUCCAUUAACAGGUACUUGGACAACUACAGGAAGCAUGAGUGUCACACGAGGACGUCACACAGCAUCCACAUUAGCAAAUGGACAAGUAUUAGUUGCUGGUGGAGACGGCAGUAGUGGUUUUCUCAAUAGUGUUGAGCUUUAUUAA
Molecule: messenger RNA, 1335 nt
Organism: Adineta steineri
Lineage: Eukaryota; Metazoa; Rotifera; Eurotatoria; Adinetida; Adinetidae
Source: the annotation of a GenBank genome assembly